Perkinsus marinus ATCC 50983 is the source of this 387-nucleotide messenger RNA. RefSeq lists its product as hypothetical. The record is from RefSeq and is a predicted model, not a curated record. The transcript has 2 exons. NCBI's taxonomy places the organism in Eukaryota, Perkinsozoa, Perkinsida, Perkinsidae. The coding region runs from base 1 to 387 and encodes 128 amino acids.
AUGUCCCCAUGUGAGGCCAGGUCGAUGCUGCGGCAGCAUGGUUUCUGGUUCAACUCGCAGAUUUUCCGAGGACGCCUCGGCCCGUUGCUCGAUCUGGCAAAUCGUAAAGAAGCUCUCCUCGAGAGAGAGAACGUGAACAUGUACCAUUACGAUUACUAUGCUGGUCAGUGUGACCCUUUGGUCAUGUCGGUGGGGAUAUUCUUUGGUCAUGCAGAUGGUCUCACUCGGCCGUCUGAUGUGAUCGAUGCCGAUGGUGUUGACUAUCGAGAGUAUUUCGACACUCUUAGAGCUCACGUUACGUUUUUGGUAAAGGAAAUGUUCCCAGAAUAUUCUGUUACCUACCAAGAAGGUCACGAUAAGGUGAACUGCUGUCCACAGCACGAAUGA